AUGAACUCUGCGACUAUAUACUUCUUUAUCUCUACCCCAGCAAAUCUUAUAUCAGAUAGUCAGUUGCGUACUGAAUUGUCACAGAAGCGCCCUCAUAAAAACAACUUGAUUAAGUGUUCUUUGCGCGCGCCGUUUAACGGAUUAACUAAUCUGUUAAAAGUACGGCCGAGGGUCUUCCAUAACGACAUCACGCUUAUUUACUUCAAGUUGAGACUUUUGAUUUUUGGUGGAUUGACGAAAACCAGCCAAGCUCUUUUUAGUCUGAAUAAUUUCUCCUUCAAGUUUAAAAGUUGGUUCAUUUACCUCUUCAUUCAUAAUACUUCCGUGGCCAUCUUCACAGAAAAGCUGCACACUGAAAUAAAAAUAAAUUUAAAAGUGAAAAAGUAUUUGGUCAAACAGUUGACUAAGCUAAUUUAA
Phycomyces blakesleeanus NRRL 1555(-) is the source of this 417-nucleotide messenger RNA. RefSeq lists its product as hypothetical. The transcript is spliced from 2 exons. Lineage: Eukaryota; Fungi; Mucoromycota; Mucoromycetes; Mucorales; Phycomycetaceae. The record is from RefSeq and is a predicted model, not a curated record. The coding region runs from base 1 to 417 and encodes 138 amino acids.